AUGCUCGAAGAUCACUUGGCUGAAGCAUUGCAUUUAUUGAAAAAAUAACCACAACAUCGAUGCAAAAUGGAAAUUGAUCUAUUAGUUCAUCUUACUUAAGAACUUCCCUUUUUUAAAUAAUACUACAAACAAGAAAAUGGGUUAUUAAUUCAUCGGGAAUGUUGUAAGCACAUGUUUGUUGAACGGUUCUUAGCAACUGAUAUUGUAUUUCAUGUUGAUUCGAUUGGUACUAAAUUUUAUGUGAUUCUGGAUGGUCAAGUGGAGGUUUUGAUAAAGAGAAGAGGUUAUGAUGAAUUGGAAUCUGUAAGAAUUAUGAGACAAGGAGAAUCUUUUGGAGAGUUGGCUCUCAUUCAUCGACAACCUAGAUUAGCAACUAUACGUUGUGUGACUGAUUCUUGCUUUGCUGUUUUAGAUAAACAACAGUUUUAAUCAAUUUUACAUUAUGAGCAAACAAAAAAGAUAGAAUAAAAUGUUGAUUAUUUUUCUUAGAUUUCAAUAUUUAACCAACUUAAUAGAGCUCAGUUAACCUAAAUCUACUUGAAUUCAUUUCUCUAUGAAUAUGAAAAGAACUAAACUGUAUUACAAGAAGGAGACAAAUCCGACAGUUUUCUCAUUGUCAAGACCGGUCUAUUUUAAGUGCGUAAAUUCAUGAACAAAUCACAUCCUCUAAUCUUGUUUGAAAUUGGAGAAUUAUAAGUAUUUGGAUUUUACCAUCUCUUUAAUAAGAUCCCAUACGAAUACUCAAUUAUUUGUCUCAGUCCUAAAGGGCAAAUUUACAAAAUACACAGAACUUCUUUGAUUGAGAAGAUAUUUGAAGGACACACCUAAGAUUUAGAUAAACAUAUGUAAGAAAUUAAUUCUUAUGUCCAUUUUAAAGUUCAUUAAGAAUAGAAUACUCAUCUUAAAUACCCCAGAUAUUUUCAAAUUAAAACAUCAUGUGAAUAGGACAAAGAAAUCUCAGAGGAAUAUGUAAAAACCAUUAGAAAUAAAGAAUCUAAAAAUGAUAACCGUAAAAGUAGAAAUCAAUUAAUCAAGCAAAAAAUGGAUACAAUGAUUGAACAAUCUAAGAGAAAAUUUGGACAGAAAUCUAGCAUCCCAAGAUUUAAUAGUUUAUUCGAAAUAUUCCUCAAAUCUCACAAAGGAUUAACAACUGAAAAUCAAAGACAAAACAGUCCACCCUUAUUUGAAACCCCAACUAGACAAAUCGGAACUAUUAGUCAUUUAAUUCAUCAUGAUGAAUAGAAUAGUCCCUUCAUCACUUUCAGAAGUAGCAGUCCUGUAAUGAUGAACAAAGGAAAUCAGUUCCCAAUUCUUAAAUUAUCUAACAGUUAGAGAACCAUAGUGAAAUCGAGUCAUCAUUAUAAUUCCAAGUUCAACUUCCAGGAGUAUUGCAAUUUAAAGUAAAUGUAAACAUAGAAAAAUUGUAUAUCAUUAAGUCCCGACAUAAUGAAACUGAAAGUACAUAAAUAUUGA
This is a messenger RNA of Paramecium tetraurelia, 1473 nucleotides long. RefSeq lists its product as uncharacterized. The record is from RefSeq and is a predicted model, not a curated record. The transcript is spliced from 4 exons. Lineage: Eukaryota; Ciliophora; Oligohymenophorea; Peniculida; Parameciidae.